Molecule: messenger RNA, 816 nt
Organism: Daldinia caldariorum
Lineage: Eukaryota; Fungi; Ascomycota; Sordariomycetes; Xylariales; Hypoxylaceae
Product: Cloroperoxidase
Exons: 4
Coding region: 1-816 (271 amino acids)
Molecular function (GO): peroxidase activity
Source: RefSeq, a predicted model, not a curated record
AUGAAGCUAGCUCGUUGCAUGUUUGCUUUGGCAGCCUUCGGCUCAGUGCUCGCUAUAGAUGUUAAUUGCCCAGUGCCCUGGAAUCCUCCUGGACCUGACGACGUCCGCGGCCCUUGUCCGUUCCUCAACACGCUCGCAAACCACGGAUUUCUGCCUCAUAGCGGUAAAGAUAUCGACAGGGACACGUUGGUAAAAGGUGUAAACAAGGGUGUUGGCUUCGAACCAGCGGUCGUUUCAAACCUUUUCGACUUGGCGAUCAGCACGAAUCCCGAGCCCAAUGCCACGACUUUCUCCCUUGAUAACCUUAUACGGCACAAUAUCCUUGAGCAUGAUGCUAGUCUGAGGUACUUCAACCGCCAAGACGCGUUCUUUGGCCGAGCCGACAUCCUCAACCAGGCUGUGUUCAACGAGACGCGUUCUCACUGGACCGGUGAUAUCAUUGACAUGCAAAUCGCGGUAAACGCCCUCUUGGCUCGAGUAGAAACCUCUAAGGCCAUGAAUCCGGAUUUUACGCUGUCCUUUCGCGCCAGCAACUUCAUCUUCGCAGAAAAUGCAGCAUUCAUCAUGGUCCUAGGCGAUAGAGAGACCAUGACCGUCGACAAGGCGCGGGUUGAAUACGUGUUUCAGAACGAACGUUUUCCCUAUGAGCUAGGCUGGACAACACCGGCGACACUGACAGCGGAUGAGCUCCUCGAAGGGCAGGAUAAAAUAAGGGACCUCGCUGGUCGAGAUUUGAACACAACUGCUGAGAAGAAACGGGAGGCUCCGCACAUCCGAGGCCGAUGGCCGACGCUCCUGCCCAUCGCAGCAAAGUGA